This is a messenger RNA of Diversispora eburnea, 581 nucleotides long. Lineage: Eukaryota; Fungi; Glomeromycota; Glomeromycetes; Diversisporales; Diversisporaceae. The record is from the annotation of a GenBank genome assembly.
GAACUGAAAAACUCAAACCAUUAUUCAUUCAUAAAUAUGAAAAUCCAUGGGCAUUUAAACAUAUAAACAAAAAAACUCCUCCAGUUGAUUAUUACUGGAAUUUAAAAACUACACAAGUUACAAAUAUUACUAUUGAAUUUUUGUCUCCAAAUAUUACUGCACAUCUACAACCUUGUAAUCAAGGAAUUAUUAAUAAUUUUAAGGCACAGUAUCGAAAAUUGUUUUUAAAUAAUCGUGUUAAAGCUUUUGAUAAAUAUAAUGAAUAUGGUAUUAAACCAGUUGAAAUUAAUAUCAAAAAAUGUAUUAAAUAUGUUGCUUGUGCAUGGAAUAAUGUUACUGAAUCUACAAUUAAAAAUUCAUUAAUUGAUAAAUUAAAUCUUGAAAAUUCUCUUAGUACUAAUGAAUUUAUUCAUUAUGAUAGCACAGUAAUUAUAAUAGAAAUAAGAACUAAUGAUGAAAUUUUAGCAGCAAUUAUUUCUAAUAAAAAGGAUGAAAUAGAAGAAGAUUCAGAUCCUUCACCAAUUAUUACUCACAAUGAAGCUAUUGAAUCAUAUGAUAAAAUAAUUUGGUAUUUAGAGUAA